Chaetomium globosum CBS 148.51 is the source of this 603-nucleotide messenger RNA. RefSeq lists its product as uncharacterized. The transcript has a single exon. NCBI's taxonomy places the organism in Eukaryota, Fungi, Ascomycota, Sordariomycetes, Sordariales, Chaetomiaceae. The record is from RefSeq and is a predicted model, not a curated record. Bases 1 to 603 code for a protein of 200 amino acids.
AUGAAGUUCUCCCUCAGCGCGCUCCUCGGCCUAGCCAGCCUGGCCCUCGCGGCCAACGAGCCCAACGCGGUCUGCCCCACGGCCACGCGCACCAUCCAGAACCGGGCGUGCGGCAACGAGUGCCCCUUCAGCGACUGCACCUUCCACACGACCAUCCAAAACCCCUGCGGCUGCCCUGCCACGCUCCCCACGGCCACGCUCAUCGCCCCCUGCCAGGCGCCCUGCCCCUACCAAGGCUGCGACAUCGACUUCCGCACCUCGGCCCUCCCCUGCCCCACCACCCCAACCACCACCACGCGCCGCACCACCACCACUCCGACCAGCACCCGCUCCGGCGUCGUCACCAGCAUCGUCACCCUGCCCCCGCACACCACCACGCGGCCGCCCACGACAUCGUCGAUCCCCUGUCCCAAAGUCACGCGCACGACCUCCCCCGACGGCUGCGACCCGAUCCGCUGCCCCGUGCCGACGUGCCGGGUCGAGUCCGACCUGGUGGUGCCCUGCGGGUGCGAGCCCAAGACGGUGUUAUAUGUGACGGGGUGCCAGACGGCGUGCUCGGAGGGGUGUUUGACGAGGGUGAGGACUAGUAGUUUGGCUUGUUAG